This is a messenger RNA of Brassica rapa (field mustard), 1712 nucleotides long. RefSeq names its product protein SRG1. The record is from RefSeq and is a predicted model, not a curated record. NCBI's taxonomy places the organism in Eukaryota, Viridiplantae, Streptophyta, Magnoliopsida, Brassicales, Brassicaceae.
GUUGUGACUUCUGUUUUAAUAUAUAAGAUAUUUCAUAGAAGGUUGGAUCCGACAUUUAGGAGGUCAUAUACAUUCUAAAGUCAAUUUUAAUAAAAUAAAGGAUUUCGAUAAUUUAGGAACAAUGGAACUUAUAUAAUAGCUUUAGAAAUUUAGGAGAUAAUGCGAAUGUUUCACUGGAUGUGAACCGGCGCUGUUUGUUACGGCAGGGACAACAUUAUAAUAACCCUAGAACAAAACAAUGACCUAAACUGCUUCCGCAUAAGUAGUUUCCAUUUCAGUUCCAUGCAACCUAGCCAGUAACAAAAGAUGGAACAUACAAAACGACGUAGUACUUCACUUAUCGCUCUCGUAGCAAAACGCCAAGAUCCAUUAUCUUUUUCUUUUUGUGAGCGUUUCUUCGAGAAUAUUUGUCAUUAUCAACAUUCUUUUUCUUUCAAGAAAAAUCCGCCAUGGAAGCCAAGGAAGCAAGCCAGUAUAGCUCUAUCAUAGUUCCAUCUGUUCAAGAGAUGGUGAAGGAGAAGCUGACAACGACGGUUCCUCUGAGGUAUGUACGGUCUGAUCUUGACAAAGGUGAUAUCGACGGUGAUUUAAGAACCGAGAUCCCAAUCAUAGACAUGAAUCUCUUGUGUUCUUUAACCUCCAUGGAUGCUGAGAUUCACAAGCUCGACUUGGCAUGCAAAGAAUGGGGAUUUUUCCAGCUUGUAAACCAUGGAAUGGAAAUAGGCUUCUUGGACAAAUUGAAGACAGAGAUUCAAGAUUUUUCAAACCUUCCCAUGGAAGAGAAGAAGAAACUGUGGCAACAACCCAAUGACGUCGAAGGGUUUGGACAUGCUUUUGUGGUUUCAGAAGAGCAGAAACUCGAUUGGUCAGACAUGUUCCUCCUUGUAAUGCAACCUGUCCAACUACGCAAGCCUCACUUGUUCCCCAAGUUACCUCUUCCCUUUAGAGAUACACUAGACACGUAUUCUGCUGAAGUGAAAAGCAUAGCCAAGAUCUUAUUAGCGAAAAUGGCGAGCGCCUUGAUGAUCAAACCCGAGGAAAUGGAAAAGUUGUUUGAUGAUGAGUUAAGACAGUCAAUGAGGAUAAAUUACUACCCUACUUGUCCAGAUCCCGACCAGGUUAUUGGUCUACCUCCGCAUUCAGAUUCUACAGGACUCACCAUACUGUUGCAGGUUAAUGAAGUUGAUGGUCUCCAAAUCAAGAAAAAUGGCAAGUGUGUUCCUGUCAAACCUCUCCCAAAUUCUUUCAUUGUCAACGUUGGAGAUGUCUUAGAGAUCAUAACGAACGGGGCAUACCGGAGUGUAGAGCAUCGUGGAGUUGUGAACUCGGAGAAAGAUAGGCUUUCUGUGGCGGCAUUUCACAAUUUGGGAAUGGGUAAAGAAGUUGGUCCUGUGAGAAGUCUCGUGGAAAGGCAAAAGGCUGCGUUUUUCAAAAGUGUGACCAUCGAAGAGUAUUUCAAGGGCUUGUUCUCACGUAAGCUUGAUGGAAAAGCUUACCUUGAUGUUAUGAGAAUCUAAAUAAAACAAUGCAUAAUAAAACCAUUUCCCUGUGGCACAAGAAACUCUGCCUUCUCAGACCGUUCAUGUUGUAUUACGUACACUUUGUUUCUUCUUUUGUUCACGCAUUCAGUAAAUAUGUAAAUCUAUCCCUCUGUAUGAUUCAAAUCUUGUCAGACAAUCGAUUUGUUAGUAAAGAAUGUUUUCGCUUCUUCA